Molecule: messenger RNA, 1530 nt
Organism: Pseudogymnoascus destructans
Lineage: Eukaryota; Fungi; Ascomycota; Leotiomycetes; Thelebolales; Thelebolaceae
Exons: 3
Coding region: 182-1285 (367 amino acids)
Source: RefSeq, a predicted model, not a curated record
AGCUCUGCCUGCCCAACCCCCUGCUGGCGCGGCAAAGACCAGGGGUGCCCUUUUAAGCGAUAUUGGGAAAGGAAAGCAGUUGAGAAAGGCUGUUACGAAUGACCGUUCUGCACCUAUAGUAGGAAAGACCGCUGGCGGUUCGUCAGGUCCACCAGCAGGUGGAGCUCCAUCAAUCCCGGGAAUGGGAAGACCUAGUGGAUUGGCACCACCCGUUCCAGGAAACCGUAUGCGAAGCAACAGCGACCAGGGGCGUGAUAGUGGGAGUUCGGGAGUAGAGGCUCCGCCGCAACUAGGCGGACUCUUCGCCGGUGGAAUACCGAAACUGAAGAAGAGGGGGGGUGGGGUUGAUACAGGAGCAAAUAAGGAUUCCUCAUACGCAUCAGAUCCAGAAUCAUCGCGGACAUCCGCACCGAGGCCUCCUGCAGCAGCAGCCCCGAAAAUUCCUACAGGGGCCGCUCCGCCACUGCCAAAUAAUCGACCCCCAGCUCAGAGCGCGGGGACCGCACCUGGAGUUGUUCCUUCAGUAGCGAAUCUUCGCAAGACUCUCGGCCAUGCGGGCCCUAGACCUGCUUCUUCUGCAUCUCUUCGUGGACCGCCCCCCCCAAUAGGCAAGAAGCCGCCGCCCCCGCCUGGAUCACGAAAACCAUCCUCAAACGUCACCUCAGGGCCACCUCCUCUUCCGCCUUCGGCAGCUCCUUCAGUACCCUCAGCCCCAGCUCCUCCUUCCCCUCCCCCCGCGUCCGUAUCCGCGCCACGGCCACCUACCAACGGAAGGCCGCGUUCAGAAGCUCCGCAGCCGCCCCAUUCUCCAUCUUUGCCUCCAUCCAAUGGAGUCACUCCUUCUCUUGCUGUCCAAGCCGCCAUACGCGCAGCCGGACAGGCCUCUCCAUCAUCUGCGCCCCCGCCGCCACCCCCAAGCAGUCCUCCUUCAGCACCGUCGUUUUCACGACCUGCGCCACAACCACCGCAUAUCGAAUCCCCCCCACAAUUACCAUCAGCACCGCCUCCCCCAGUGUCCAGACAGCGUAGUAACCAACCUAUGAGCACAAUGCUGGACGCAAGUGCAUAUACACUCGCUCCCAAUGGCUCAACACCGAGACCGGGAGGUGCUCAACGAUCACCACUAUCGCAAGAGUCAGGAGGAAGAGUUAACAUACAAGAUAUCCGGUGGAGAUUCCAAGACGAAAGCAUGCUCCCUAAGCCUCGAGAAUACACAGGGACGCAGAAGCGCUAUCGAGCUGGAAGAGGGAGCAGUGUGCCGUUAGAUUUGAGAUCUUUCGAAUAACCCGCAAGCUACUAGAUGGCUGCCUGGGUUGUAAGCUUGUUUGACAUAACUACUGGUUACUCCUUAUAAUGAAUAGGAUGAGUCAGCCGAGGUUUUGGGGGGAGUUUUCAUGGGGGAGGAAAUGGUGUAGCGAGGCGCGGGGUAGAUCUGUGCUUGGUGCCAAGAUCGGGAUUGAUAUCUGGGCAAUGUCACAAUAAUGGGGGGUCAAUUGUAGUUGAAUAAGUCACAUCUGCUCCAGUACGUCG